Molecule: messenger RNA, 3863 nt
Organism: Rhagoletis zephyria (snowberry fruit fly)
Lineage: Eukaryota; Metazoa; Arthropoda; Insecta; Diptera; Tephritidae
Gene: dpr11
Product: defective proboscis extension response 11
Biological process (GO): synapse organization
Cellular component (GO): neuron projection membrane
Source: RefSeq, a predicted model, not a curated record
AUUCGGUGAGCAAAUAAGCAAAUGAACCAUAACAAUAAAUCGCAGCUCCUUAGAGAAUGUUAACACGGUAAACUAGAGGAAAAGUAAGUGCAAAAAAGGGCGAGUAGAAUAGAAAGCAAAAAAAGACAGUACAAAUACAAAUAAAACACAACAGUUGAACCGAUAUGCAGCCAAGCAGCAAAAAGAAAAGUGGAAUUAAAGACGAGAUAACCAAAGUAAGCCAAGGUGGCCAGAGGUUGUUGCUGUAGGAUGAAGCGAAUAAGCAGAAAGUAUGGAGCAUUGCCUAAUCCUUAAGGGCCAGGAAUAUUUAUCGAUAAUCGCAGCAAGAAAAUCUACAUUAGCUACGCAAAUGAACUGAAAAGGGCAAAGUGUGUAGUGAAAACAAUGAAAGAUGAAAGUAAAAAACAACUGAACCAGCAACAACAGCUCAAGUGAAACAGGCCCGGACCGCGAAGGGCGGGACAGAAGUAGUGAAAUAAGUAAAUAAAUGCUAACGUUUGGGCUAACAAACAGGAAAGCAAUAAAAGUGGCAAAGUGGCAGUCUAACUAGCUCGCAAUAACACUUGAAGUCAGUUUGUUGUGUGCGCCUGUGUGUAUUGACGAAAGUUUCAUAAGGGCUGGGGAAAACUGUAGCUUAUAAACUGUCGUGCUCAUACUCGGAAUGGCUUUUCGAAAACAAAAACUUUCAACGCUAUAAAGUGCCACUGAAAAUUCAUAAAACAAUCAUAAAAUAGGCAGCCUGCAACGCUGUUUAACCGAAAAUCAGAGCAGGUCUUACGGCCCAUUCGCUUCAAUAAAAGAAUAUACAAAAUAUUUUAUUCAACUAUUUUGUUAUUGUUUGCGCUUACUUUCAAAUUUUUAUUACAUAUUAUUUAUGGGUAUCACGGCGCGGAUAAAGAGUCGCCAUUUGUGAGAGGAUGUGACACAAAUAUUUACGUAGCGCAGCAAUAAAACAAAAGUUGUAGGCGCACAAAUACGGCUAUUGGUUUCUGCUCCGCCACUACGAGCGGCGGCAAGUUGUUCGUGUCUGCUAUGCUGGCGUAAAAAAUAUCAAAACUGACACUAGCAGAAUGACACUCCGACGAACGGCUGGCAAUCGUAAUAAUUCCCUUCGUAAACCCACUAACUUCCCGCGGCAAGUGCCAUCGCAUACGCUCUGUUGCAAUAGCAGUCUGGGCUGGUAGCGGCAGUCGCAGUGAGUGAACGAAGUGGAAUUGAAAGUUAAGUGCAUUGCAUUGAAGUGAAGGGAAGUGACGAGAUUUCCAUGUGAAUAGACAACAAUUUAGAGCACAAAUCCGCAAUGCGAAUAUGGCGAGUGGCGGCAAGUCAGCCGAAAAACCCCAGCUGCAGCCAACAAAAAGAAAUUCGCGACUGAGUGAGUGCAACAGUGCAAAGCAGAAGGAGUACUGAAGAUAAAAAAGCUUCCGUGUGAAGGUGCAGUUAAACUGACUGCACAAGUGACAGCUGUGUGACAGCGAGUGAGCAAGUGAAUGAGUGUGAGGGCUUGAGUGACGGACAAAGUUUUCAAAUAUCACGCAUACUACGGGUGCUGCUGUGAUAAUGUAAAACAACAACAACAACAAAAGGAACAGUAACACCAAUUACAGCUACACCAAUUGUUACAACAACAAUAAAUCGCCGCAUCAACUUUAAUUGCUGUGUGCGCGCAGUCCAGUGAUAGCUGAUAGCACCCGGCCAGUGCGCGAGCGACAGGAUGCACUCACGUCAGCCAGAUGUACGCGCGCCAAUGUGGCAACAGCUGCUUGCAGCUGUCAUUUUCUCUCUGCUUAGCGUAGUACCCCUCCAAGCUGAAGUGGUCGACCUGACACCGCAGUAUAUCGCUUCCCCCUCCACAUCAGCCAGCAGCAGCAGUUUCACAGCGGGUGGCACGUCGUCAGCGGCGGCGGCGUCAGCUGCGGGCCUAACGGGCACUGUCUUCGUGGAGCCCUAUUUGGAUGGCUUUGACACAACAAAUGUAACCGCACAGAUCGGCACGCACGCGUAUUUGCCAUGCCGGGUGAAGCAGCUCGGCAACAAAUCAGUGUCCUGGGUGCGAGUUCGUGAUGGUCAUAUACUCACCGUUGACAGAGCCGUUUUCAUUGCAGACCAACGAUUUCUAGCGCUGAAACAGCCAGAUAAAUUUUGGACGCUGCAAAUAAAAUACGUACAAGCAAGAGAUGCGGGCGCCUACGAAUGUCAAGUGUCAACAGAGCCAAAAGUUAGCGCCCGAGUGCACUUGCAAGUGGUUGUGCCCCGCACCGAAAUCGUUGGUGGUCCAGAUCGCUUGGUCAAAGCUGGCAGCACUGUAGUUCUGCGUUGCAUUGUUCGUGGCGCACUGGAGCCGCCCACUUUCAUAAUGUGGUUCCAUAGUACGGAGCAAAUAAAUGCCGAUUCACGUCGCUAUCGCACACAAGUCGACCGGAGUCUGCCCGAGAUCGAAGGCGACGCACACAGUACGACCGGCUCAUUAAUCAUUGAAUCAGCGAAAAAACGUGAUAAUGGCAAUUACACAUGUAGCCCGUCAAAUAGCCCCAGUGUGACUGUGAUGCUCAACGUUAUAAAUGGUGAGUCCUCCGCAUCAGCUGUCACCUCAUCUGCCCCAGUGCGAAAAGCUUACACAGCCUGCAUACUGGCCAUGUUAUUCAGUGUUAUAAUAAUUGGAGGGCAUAACACAUGACAUGUUAAUUUACGAAAGCACCAAAAGCGACAUAAUCGACAGCUCGAGCAACAGCAGCAAAGUAGGCAACAACAAGAACACGAAAAACAAAAGUUGGAGCAAAUUGAAUCAAUAAGAUUUAUUCGAUUGGAUGAGGAGGAUGCAGACGAUGGAGGGCAUGCGAUGGAAAAUUCGUGUCAAAAACAGCCAACUCAACUAAGAAACGUUAUUGAACCAGCAACUAAAGCAACAGUUCGAAGAAGUAAAGCUGAACGACAACAAACAAAAGCAAAAGCACAUUUCUUCUUAACCAUGUAAGUUUAUAUAGACAACCGUAUCCAUAGACAUUAGAGAAACAAACACUUUAGCAUAAGUAUAAGUAGAAUAUGAAACAUUAAAUUAGAAAAACAGCAUGAAAACACAACAAAAACAAACACACAUGAUGUCAGGUUAAAUCUGAGGUUGAACAAAAGGCUGUAAGCUGUAAGCUGUAAGCUGAAAGUCGAAAGCCCGCAAAGAACCGAAUAAUAAACCAAAGCAGGUAACCGAGAAACAACAGAAAAAACAGGCCAGUAACUAUAGAAAAUUGCCGCCUACGUACAUAUGUAUGCGCUAAGCAAUGAACUAAAAAAGAGAAGCGCAUACACAAAUUAACGUUCAUACACUGCGACAGCUGAAGAGGUAUGCAGCAGGUACCUACCAGUAUGUGAGCGAGUGAAUGUCACUCAUACGACACGUAGGCCCAGAUAGGAAAACACCUACUGGCACGUGCGUGCGGCCUGCUAUAUUAUACGAGCUUGCCAUUUACCGUUACCCGAUCACAGUUCACAACAACACAGUCUCAACGCCAGCAAUCAAAAAAUAACCAGUGGAAGUUUUUCACACACACACACACACAUCUACACAACCAAAACAAAGCGCGAAAGUGUAACAGAAAAGCAGAAAACAGAAAACAGAGAAGAGCUGUAAGCAAAGAAUUUGCAAAAGCUAACUAAGUUAAGCGUCAAGUGUAUGCAUUUCUAUAUAACAGUAUAUAUAAAUAGUAUUAGUUUAUAAAUAAGUAAGUAGCAUGCCUAUACAUACAUGUAUGUAUCUACAUAUGUACAUAUAAUGCAUAACAACAGGCCAACUCAUAUGUGCAUAUGUGUAUGUGUUUAGUAUCAGAAUAACAACUUGUAUGUGACUAUUUUUAGGCGAGUGCGGCAAA